AUGGCUUCUUUCUCGAGUCCCGAUAAUAUGAGCAGGAAAAGGAUCAAUACUGUAAAGGAAAUCUUAUGGUCAUCCCACUAUUUUAUGAUAGGCCUGAAAUGUUGCAUCGUCACUGAGGAUACAGAGCUAGGCAAGAAAUUAUCUGCACUUCUUUAUGCUGUCUCGGAAGCCAUUGAAAAGCAUUAUCUACAUGAUUUCUUUAUUUUAAUUUCAACUGAUGAAGCAGAUAACAUGGAUGAAGUGGUUGAAGCAUACACUCUUACUUUUACUUAUACUGAUGGCGGUAGAUUGCUUUUUCGUAGUUAUUACAGUAAUUGUAGUCCAUCGCACGAAAUUGCGCUUUCAUGUGAAAAUGUCACUGAAUUGCGAAAGGAAGUCAUCGCCCUACUACACCGCUUAGAUGUUCUUAUGAAUAUACUAUCGCCAGUUCCGCAGAGCGCUUUUCCGUAUUUCAAGCUUACCUAUUAUACAAGCACUCCACAUAGUUAUGAACCAGCCGGUUUUAAGCCGUCAUCAACUACAUAUCGCUUCAAAAAUAUGACUUUCAUUUCAAAAAUAUCAGCUGGCACUUUCAGUACAAAAUUUCAGAGUUGCUCUGUGUGUCUGGAGUCCGUUUUCUUUGGGAGUGCAAAUGAACAGUAUGAACAGAAUUCUUCAAGGAUUGAUAAGGAUGAACCACAAAUGCUGAAAGGAAUAAUCGGCGAAACUCCGAAGGGUAGACCGAAGAAAGACAGGCUGAUUCAAAUCGUAGAAGAUGAAGAUAAUGGACCAGAGUUAAUGAAUGUGCGUGUUUCUUCACAGUACAGACAAAUGGAAGCUAAAGAUUACGUUUCACAACAAAGCAGUAUUGAAAUUAUUGAAUCGAUGCGAGCCUCGUUGUUGGAAGAUAAUUCUCCAAACGAACCUUCUGAAACAGAGAAAAUCAUUUUAAGCAGUGUAGAAGCAGUCGCCAGCACAGCAGAUUUGCAGAAGAGUGGUUUUAUUCCUCAACAUUCGGGAGACAGCGAAGACGUCCCAGAAAGUUCGGGACAGUUCGCAACGUUCGGUUCCCCGAGUGAUCCUUACAUAAAUUCACCGCGUAUGGAUUCUACUUUUUCUUUACCGACGGUCGCGGAACUUGUUAGUCGUGAACCCGUUCUUAAGAAAGGCUCAACCACCGGAAGCUCGUCGUCUGGAAACAACGUCACUGCCAAACCAGAUGUAGCAGGAGAAUUGUUCACUGAACGCAGUUCGAGUGCUGAGAGAACGCCGAGUGCCGAACCAAAGGCAAAGAAAAUGAAAAUUAGUCGUUCAAAACUUGAUUAUCAUAUGGUAAUUUAUUUCAAAUUCAUAAUUUAA
This is a messenger RNA of Brugia malayi, 1338 nucleotides long. RefSeq lists its product as uncharacterized. Lineage: Eukaryota; Metazoa; Nematoda; Chromadorea; Rhabditida; Onchocercidae. The record is from RefSeq and is a predicted model, not a curated record. The coding region runs from base 1 to 1338 and encodes 445 amino acids. The transcript has 12 exons.